Messenger RNA from Fusarium falciforme, 903 nucleotides. RefSeq lists its product as hypothetical. The record is from RefSeq and is a predicted model, not a curated record. NCBI's taxonomy places the organism in Eukaryota, Fungi, Ascomycota, Sordariomycetes, Hypocreales, Nectriaceae. The transcript is spliced from 3 exons. Bases 1 to 903 code for a protein of 300 amino acids.
AUGUCCCUCAUCGAACCGAAUCAAUCCUUGUUCAAGUCAGUCAAAGACAAGGUCAUCGUCAUCACAGGCGGUGCCCGUGGAAUAGGUCGCUCUGCCGCCCUUGCCUUUCACGGCCAUGGUGCAAAGGUCGUGGUUGGCGAUCUAAACGCGGAAGAGGGCAAGAGCUUGGUUUCACUGUUGGGGGAAAACCUACGUUUUGUCCAGUGCGACGUAUCCAAAUAUGGGGAUCAGCUUGCGCUAUUCCAAGAGGCAGAGCGGUCCUUUGGCCGUGUUGAUAUUGCCAUCGCAAACGCUGCCGUUGGCAAGCUUCCUGACCCGCUCACAGUGAUCGAGGAUGUCAAUGAGGAACCCCCUCUCCCCGAGGUGGAUAUCAACCUAAGGGGUGUCCUAUUUACCAGUCGGAUCGCGAUGCACUACCUGAGGCAGCACGGUGGAGGUGACCUUAUCCUUAUCAGCAGCAUAGGAGGAUUCAAGGAAACGGCCGACCUCACGCCCUAUCUCGCCACCAAGCAUGGCGUCAUUGGAGUGAUGCGAGGGCUCCGCAUGACCUCUCUGAAGAACGAUGACGUCCGAGUCAACGUUAUUUGUCCCUGGACAACACGAACAAUACUCACAAAAGCUAUCGCGGCUGCUUGGGAAGAGUUGGGACUGCCAAUGAACGAACCUGAGGAUGUGGCAACCUCCAUGUUGAUCUGUGCUACAGCGGGUCGAAGUGACGGCGCAACCCACAACGGAGCUGCCAUGCCUUUUCAUGGAAAGAUCCUGCUCGUAGCAGGAGGACAGUCGUACGAGAUUGAAGACGCAUUGCAAAGCCUAGAGCCUCGGUGGCUAGGAGAGAAUAACAGCCGAGUCAUUGCGAUGGGCCAGGACUUUCUGCACAAUGGAAAGACGUCUUGGCAGUAG